UGCCAAUCUGCUAACUCCCGGCCUGUGCUCCUAGAAUCCGGUAUUCCCUCAAACAGAAACUUGUUUGAAUUCACUCGCAUUUAUCUCACGGAAAUGUCCCGCGGAAACAAGGAUGCUGCAUCUGGCAUUCUCAACAAUUCUAUGAGAAGCAACUAUUCAGAAUAUGGCGUGGAUGAGUACUAUAAGAAGGUGGGUGCGACGUACCGCAACCCACACUUCCCAGGCGUUCGACAAUGUCUCUUCCAAUGGCUCAACAAGUGGUGGGAAUACGAACAUGAGAAACUCGGCGGAGAACUAUUCACCAUCUUUGAUAUGGCUUCUGGAAGGUGCUUGCUAUCAUUGUUCUUCUCUCUCCACACUCCUGAUGAAUUAUUGUGCAGUGGAGAGGUCACCGUCGCUUUUAUGGAGUGGUGGUUACUUGGGAAGGCCUCGACACCCAACACUGCGACCCAGCAACCUACGCACAUUGCAAUACAAAAAAGACCAGCCAUUUCUGCACCAAGUAUACCUUCGAACGUCACAACACCUCGAAUAUUAGCUGCUGAUCCCUAUACCGCAGAAGCGUACGAAGCGCGAACUAGAUUGCAAUGCGCGCCGCUAUCGUUUCAAGAUAUCGCAGAAGGUGCUCUUCCACAUGUAAAACCGAAAACUGUUGCGCCUACAUCGAACGAUAUAUCGCCGGAGCUGUCGUCAUUAGAGGCCGAUACGUUAGACGUGCCUGUGAUCGAAAUGGUCAUCUGCUCAUUCGCACUUCAUCUCAUCGAGAAUCCAUCUGAGUUGUUUUCUUUGCUCUGGGAGUUGAGCACCAAAUGCCGAUGGCUCGUUGUCUUGGCUCCCCACAAGAAGCCUGAAAUCAAACCAGGUUGGGGUUGGAUGAAAUGGGACGUAGAGACAUGGUCAGAAUGUCUUAUGACCCAAUCCACAGGGGAGUUCUUGAAAGACCGAGUUCACUGUCGAGUAUAUCGCAGUCUGAAGUAUCAGUAGGCGCAGAACUUUGAUGGGAGUGUCUUAUUCCCCUAAAGAUCCCAUUAUCCAUCUAUGAAUCAUCUCCGUGGUGCAGGUGGAUCUCAUUGUCCUUCCUCGCCUUGCGAUCGCGGCGGACGGCGCCCAUUCACACCAAUCUAGGGAUAGCGCGCACUCCACGUCUAGGCGAGCUCCUAGCGACCUGUUCAACCUACAAUAUUUAGUACAAGAUGUAGAAAAACGUCGCGGGCUUGCCGGUCCUCAGGGUCUUCAUCGAAUGGACAUCGAUUGUACAUUUCUCGCGUGCAGAGGAAGAGGCUACCGCUCUCGACGGUACUAGACAUACAGUCAGCCUGCCAGUCAUUCUCAACCCGAGUGAGUAUCUACGC
This is a messenger RNA of Somion occarium, 1352 nucleotides long. The record is from the annotation of a GenBank genome assembly. NCBI's taxonomy places the organism in Eukaryota, Fungi, Basidiomycota, Agaricomycetes, Polyporales, Cerrenaceae.